Messenger RNA from Durusdinium trenchii, 831 nucleotides. NCBI's taxonomy places the organism in Eukaryota, Dinophyceae, Suessiales, Symbiodiniaceae. The record is from the annotation of a GenBank genome assembly.
AUGGGAGCUGAGGUUAGUCCUCCGACCAAGCUAUCAGCUGUAGGAGUUGAGACGCAAGAGUUGUCCACGGAGGUGGACCUCUUGCCCGGCGAGCGCUACAUCGCUUCCAACCGCUUUAUGGUUCGGGAAGGUUCCGAUGCGGCCUUCGAGCAACGCUGGGCUCAGCGGAAGUCCUCGCUCUUGACCCUUCCGGGUUUUCGAUGGUUCUCUUUGAUGCGAAGGGUUCCAACGGAUGAUCCUACGCCUUACCCUGAUGACUACAGCUACAUCUCCUUCACUAUUUGGGAGACCAAGAAAGACUUCAACUUCUGGAGGAAAGGCCCAGCGUUCAAAGAGGCUCAUGGUGGAGGAGGUAUUCUGGACUUCCUUGGCAUGAUCAUGAGCUCCUUCUUGACGAGCAAGGGACCACCCAAGCCCUUCUUCUGGGAAGGUGUGCUGCCCAUCACCUCCAACGAGAGCCGAGAACGGCUCUUGUCGGGGCCAGGUAGCCGCCCUGAAGCCGACGGCGAAAAGGUCCUUGAGCCUGAGGUCUUUGUGGCGACUACCCGCUUCCAAGUCUUUCAUGAACGGGAACAAGACUUUGAGAAGUUUUGGUCCGAACAUGGGGCAUCCCUGGAGGGCCAGGGAGGCUUUCGCUUCUCUCAGCUCCUAAGACGAGACCAAGCGCCAGACGAUGAUUGCAACUACAUGGGUGUCACAGUGUGGGACGACCGAGAGUCCUUUGAAAAAGCCAAAGUAGAAGCCAGCCCGCCAGGUGAUGCAUUGAUGCGACCCGCAUUGAAGAUGUGGUACGAAGGCAAACUGGUGCUGGAAAGUGAAUCGGGCCCUUGA